CCAGCCAACGUGCGCGUUACAUUACGAACCGGAAAAUAUCGACGCUGCACCACAAUCGAGUCCCAAACACACACACACACACACAUGCACACGGGCCCAGAAAAAAGUGGGUUCAACCAAAAACCAAAAAAGUGAUAAUAGAAUUCGCGCCCGCAGCUAAAUUAAAAUUCAUCAAAGGUUCCUACAAGCGCGACGUGUAAUAAAAAACCUUCGAAAGCGAAAAAGUUUUGAAAAGAAAAUAUUUAAAAGCGAAUACGAAUUGAAGAAAUUUAAAUAUCAAAUCCAUGCAAGACACCUCACAAAGUGCUAGAAAAUGUGCCGGGUUUAAGAGAGAAGCGGAAAACACGGAGAGCAUAAUUAACUAAAGAAUCGGUGCGAUAUAAAGAAAAUCUGGCUUGAAGUAGAGGGAGCACAGAAGCCGAAAAUAUGUGCGCAGACUUUUCUUUGGCCAGCCAGUGGAAUUGAUUUUCUUUUCGUUUCUCCCACAAUCCCCGUGCAACUCCUUUUUCCCCCCACAACCUAUUUCUGGUGCCUCGCCGAAUAAAAACCAAAAUGAUCUACUACAUGCUACUCGUACUGCCCGUUGUCCUGGCCCAGGAUCAGCAGCACACCACGGAGUCGCUGUCCAGCAAGCACCAGCAGAUAUCGCACUCGAAUGCGAUAAUGGGCGAGGCCGGGGUCUCCAACUCGCAGCUGAUGCAGCCCCCGACCCCGGCGAGAACGCUGCGACCUUUGACCGCGGGCGGGGGUGGUGACCCAUCGCUGUACGACGCCCCCGACGACUGCCACUUCAUGCCAGCCGCUGGGCUGGACCAGCCGGAGAUAGCCUUAACCUGCAACCUGCGGACCGUGAACAGCGAGUUCGACACCACCAACUUCAGUGUGAUCCCCGCCGAGCACACGGUGGCCCUGCACAUCCUGUGCAACGACGAGAUCAUGGCCAAAAGUCGCCUGGAGGCACAGUCCUUCGCCCACUUGGCCAGGCUCCAGCAGCUGUCCAUCCAGUACUGCAAGCUGGGGCGACUGGGUCGCCAGGUCCUCGAUGGCCUCGAACAGCUGAGGAACCUCACUCUGCGGACCCACAACAUCCUGUGGCCCGCCCUGAACUUCGAGAUCGAGGCGGAUGCCUUCCUGGUCACCCGCAGGCUGGAGAGACUGGACCUCAGCUCGAAUAACAUCUGGUCCCUGCCGGACAACAUAUUCUGCACUCUGUCCGAGCUGUCUGCCCUGAAUAUGAGUGAGAACCGCCUGCAGGACGUGAACGAGCUCGGUUUCAGGGACCGCAGCAAGGAGCCACCAAGUGCCUCCACCGAGUCCUCAUCCACAACCGAAUCGGCCAAGAGGGGCAGCAGCUCCAGCACCAGCUGUUCCCUGGAUCUGGAGUACCUAGAUGUGAGCCACAACGAUUUCGUGGUCCUGCCAGCCAAUGGUUUCGGCACUUUGAGGAGGCUGCGUGUCCUGUCGGUCAAUAACAAUGGCAUCUCCAUGAUAGCCGACAAGGCGCUCAGUGGACUGAAGAACCUGCAGAUUCUGAACCUGAGUUCUAAUAAAAUCGUGGCCCUGCCCACAGAACUCUUUGCCGAGCAGGCGAAGAUUAUCCAAGAGGUCUACCUGCAAAACAACUCGAUAAGUGUGCUGAAUCCGCAACUAUUCUCCAAUCUGGAUCAACUGCAGGCCCUGGACCUCUCCAUGAACCAGAUAACCUCCACUUGGAUCGAUAAGAACACCUUUGUGGGUCUGAUUCGUUUGGUCCUGCUCAACUUGUCGCACAAUAAGCUGACCAAACUGGAACCGGAGAUCUUCAGCGAUUUGUACACCCUGCAGAUCCUGAAUUUGCGUCACAAUCAGCUGGAGAAUAUAGCAGCCGACACUUUUGCCCCCAUGAACAAUCUCCACACACUGCUUCUGUCGCACAACAAGCUGAAGUAUCUGGAUGCAUAUGCUCUGAACGGGCUGUAUGUGCUGUCGCUCCUUUCGCUGGACAAUAAUGCCCUGAUUGGCGUGCAUCCGGACGCCUUCCGCAACUGCAGUGCCCUGCAGGACCUCAAUUUGAAUGGCAACCAGCUAAAGACGGUUCCGCUGGCCCUGAGAAACAUGCGGCAUCUGAGGACCGUGGAUCUGGGCGAGAACAUGAUUACCGUGAUGGAGGACAGUGCCUUCAAGGGUCUGGGAAAUCUCUACGGUCUCCGCUUGAUUGGCAACUAUCUGGAGAAUAUCACGAUGCAUACUUUCAGGGAUCUGCCCAGUCUGCAAAUCCUGAAUCUGGCCAGAAAUCGCAUUGCAGUCGUGGAACCAGGAGCCUUUGAGAUGACCUCCAGCAUCCAAGCUGUUCGAUUGGAUGGCAAUGAGCUGAGUGACAUCAAUGGACUGUUCAGCAAUAUGCCUUCUCUUUUGUGGCUGAAUAUCUCUGAUAACCGACUGGAGUCCUUUGAUUAUGGCCAUGUUCCAUCCACCUUGCAAUGGCUGGAUCUCCACAAAAACCGCCUGGGCUCUCUGUCCAAUAGGUUUAACUUGGAUGCCGAACUGAAACUGCAAACUCUGGACGUCAGUUUCAAUCAACUGCAGCGCAUUGGACCCAGUUCUAUACCGAACUCGAUAGAACUGCUGUUCCUGAACGACAACCUGAUAACCACUGUGGAUCCGGAUACCUUUAUGCACAAGACUAAUCUGACGCGGGUGGAUCUGUAUGCCAAUCAGAUAACCACACUGGAUAUUAAGUCCUUGAGGAUUCUGCCAGUCUGGGAACAUCGGGCCCUGCCGGAGUUCUACAUCGGAGGAAACCCCUUCACCUGCGACUGCAACAUCGACUGGCUGCAGAAGAUUAACCACAUAACUUCGCGGCAAUAUCCCAGGAUAAUGGAUCUGGAGACCAUUUACUGCAAGUUGCUGAACAACAGGGAAAGGGCCUACAUUCCCCUGAUCGAGGCCGAACCCAAGCACUUUUUGUGCACCUACAAGACCCACUGCUUCGCCGUUUGCCAUUGCUGUGAGUUCGAUGCCUGCGACUGCGAGAUGACCUGCCCCACCAACUGCACCUGCUUCCACGACCAGACCUGGUCCACCAACAUCGUGGAGUGCUCCGGAGCUGCCUACUCCGAGAUGCCCAGACGAGUGCCCAUGGACACCACCGAGCUGUACAUCGAUGGCAACAACUUUGUGGAACUGGCGGGGCACUCGUUCCUGGGUCGCAAGAACCUGGCCGUUCUGUAUGCCAACAACUCGAACGUGGCCCACAUAUACAACACCACCUUCAGUGGGCUCAAGCGCCUGUUGAUCCUGCACCUGGAGGACAACCACAUAGUCAGUCUGGAGGGCAACGAGUUCCACAACCUGGAGAAUCUGAGGGAGCUGUACCUGCAGUCCAACAAGAUAGCCAGCAUUGCCAACGGCAGUUUCCAGAUGCUGAGGAAACUGGAGGUCCUGCGCCUGGAUGGCAAUCGCCUGAUGCACUUCGAGGUCUGGCAGCUGAGUGCCAAUCCCUACCUGGUGGAGAUCAGCCUGGCCGACAACCAGUGGAGCUGCGAGUGCGGCUACCUGGCGCGGUUCAGGAACUACCUGGGCCAGAGCUCGGAAAAGAUCGUGGACGCCUCCAGAGUGAGCUGCAUCUACAACAAUGCCACCAGUGUGCUGAGGGAGAAGAACGGCACCAAGUGCACCCUGCGGGAUGGCGUGGCCCACUACAUGCACACCAACGAGAUCGAGGGACUGCUGCCCCUGCUCCUGGUGGCCACCUGCGCCUUCGUGGCCUUCUUCGGCCUGAUCUUCGGGCUGUUCUGCUACCGCCACGAGCUGAAGAUGUGGGCCCACUCCACCAACUGCCUGAUGAACUUCUGCUACAAGUCGCCGCGGUUCGUCGACCAGCUGGACAAGGAGCGGCCCAACGACGCCUACUUCGCCUACAGCCUGCAGGACGAGCACUUCGUGAACCAGAUCCUGGCCCAGGCCCUGGAGAACGACAUCGGGUACAGGCUGUGCCUGCACUACCGGGACGUGAACAUCAAUGCCUACAUCACGGACGCCCUGAUAGAGGCCGCCGAGAGCGCCAAGCAGUUCGUGCUGGUGCUGUCCAAGAACUUCCUGUACAACGAGUGGAGUCGCUUCGAGUACAAGAGCGCCCUGCACGAGCUGGUGAAGCGCAGGAAGCGGGUGGUGUUCAUCCUGUACGGGGACCUGCCCCAGCGGGACAUCGACAUGGACAUGCGUCACUACCUGCGGACGAGCACCUGCAUCGAGUGGGACGACAAGAAGUUCUGGCAGAAGCUGCGCCUGGCCCUGCCCCUGCCGAAUGGUCGGGGCAACAACAACAAGCGGGUCGUUUCCGGGUGUCUGUCGGCGCGCACUCCCGCGGUAAACAUGUACGCCACCAGCCAUGAGUAUCAGGCCAACGGCAACGGUGGGGUGAUACCGCCACCCACUGCCCGCUACGCGGACUGCGGCAGCAACAACUACGCCACCAUCAACGAGUGCGGCGCCACGGCAGGUCGGGGGUACAAGCCCAUUCCCACUUCUGCCUCGGCGGCGGCGGCGGCCUGCAAGUUCAACACCAUGAACCAGCUGAGCAAGAAGCAGCAGCGCGACUUGAGUGCCGUGGGCAUGGCCAAGACCCUGGAGCACCAGCACCACGGCCACCACGCCCACCAGGCGGCGAACCGGAGGAGCCAGCACGAGUACGCGGUGCCCAGCUACCUACCAAGUGCCGCUCCGGCCUACGACAGCGUGGACUACGCCAAGCAGCAGAUCCGCGGCAACGCCAACUGCGAGUGCGUCAAUCUGGGCACCGGCAAGAGGCCGCAGGCGAAGGGCGCCGCCGCGGGACUGCCCUCCAGCUUCAGCUCGAACUUUGUGCCCCCGGGAGGCGCCUCGUACAACUGCAAAAAGUCCUGCAACUGCAUCGGCGACGAGGACCUGCUCUGCAGCUGCGGAGGGGGCGGUGGCAUCGGGGUGAACCUGCUGGAGAGCGGCACCCAGAGCAGCGUCACCAUGAGCAGCAGCAGCAACAACAGUCGCCAGCCGGAACUGACCCACUACGAGUCCAACCUGAGCCUGAACGACGACGACGAGGACGAGGAUCAGGACCAGCAGAAGAACCUGUGGGCGUAACGGGGUUAAGUGAGGGGGUUAAGGAAACAAAAACUUAAAAACAUAAAAACAGCAGGAGACAGACUGCGCAACCAGUGAAUUUAUAAAACUUAAACGAAAACUCUAAACUAAACAUAAACUAUAAAUUAAAAAAUAUAUAUAUAGAGAGGCAGGCAGUUAGCAUACUUUUUGGGAUGGUUCAAACAGACUGAUACUUUUAGUUCUUUAAAUAAAUUAAAAUUUAUAUCCCUGUAAAUAGAGCCAGAGGAGAUGAAAACUAUACCUUAAAAUGAGAUUUCAAUAAUUUAACCAUUGUAAAAAGAGUCACAAAGCGGUUUUUAUAUAAGGGCCUGUACAUAAUUAUAAAUAGAACAUAAAUCUUUAAUUUAUUUAAAUUUACAUAGCUACCACAGAUAUAAGAACAACCAUGUUGAAUAAAAAUAAAAUAAAAUGUAUGAGAAACAAAAAUUCAUGAAAAGUAUCCCAAUCAUUUUCCACUUUCCCAGACUCUUCCCCACCCCUCACCACCUCCGCCAUCAGAUAGCCAGGAAAAUUAAUUAGCAUGUAAGGAAAUUGUACGAUAAACAUCAAACAAUGCCAUUGGUAAACAUGUAAGAGGACAGGAACCGAGCAAAAAUACGCACCCACAGAACACGUGAAAAAUGCAGAAAACAAUAAAAAGUCGUAAUAAUAACUGCGAUGAAAACACACAUACACGGAGAAAAUAUAUACGCGUAAUAAUAAUAUUAAUAGCUGACACUCAACGAAUUGAAAAUAAAAUUAUAGUAAAUCAUACCCACUCUCUCACAUAUUUCUGCCUGGAAAUGCGAUAAUGAUGAGCCGACCGCCCGAUGAAGCUGCCGUUGAUAACAAUUAAGCUUCCAAACGAAACCCGAUCGGAAAAUAUGAAUAAAACGCAGUGCAGUUUCGGGCUUAAUGGUUUCGCAUUUUUUCAUUUAAAUAACACCAGUAUUAUUCCGCAAAAAAAGUAGGCUGGACUAGCGAUUUAUAGGACUGUCUGGAAAGCAAUUACAAUUUACAACGACUUUUCCAUUAUUUCCUUUUCAAAUUAAACAUUUUUUUCUACAUUUUCCUUUUUGUAUAUUUCUCUUUAAUCAACAUCGAAACGCAAACAUUUUUUUAUAUCGAACUAUUCGUUUUUAGCUCAUUGGAUCGACUUUUUUAAUUAAUUAUCAGUAACUAUAAACGAUAGUCUUUUUGAAAAUACCAUUUUAUCCAACGAUACGAAAUCCUUGUUUCCUUCCUCGAUUUGCACUUGAUGGUAAUUUCAAAAGUAUGUUUGAUAUUAAUGCGUACACAUUUUUUAUUUGAAUGUUAUUACUCGUUCCACACCAAUUGGUUAAAGAAACUGUCAGAAAAAGGAAAAUAAAACAAAACAAACAAUCAAUUGAGCAUACUUUCAGGCUUUUUGCUGACAUGUUGUUCGUCGCUCAUACAAAGCAUUUAAUGAAAUUAUUUAAUGGCAUGCCAUUAAAAUAACAAAAGAGCAAAUAAGAACAACAGCAAUGUAUGAUUGAAAAGGGAGCAGAAACAGCGGCAAUAAUCGGGAUGGAAGCUGUAUUAUUAUUUUACAUAUUUUUUAUUAUGCAAACAACAAAUAAAACAUACAUGAAUAAAUAAUGUUUUCGCAUGUCUGACUGCGAAAUGUACAUAUAUAAAUACUUAUAUAAAUGUAUACAAUAAAACAGAAGUUUCAUGAACUAAAUACAAAAAAAUUGAUCCCAGAUGAAUUUAUUAAAAAAUUAAAAACACAAAAUCAACAGCAAAGCGAAAGGCCUACAACAAUUGAGAUACUACUAAUAAAUACUCAAUAAGCAUUAUAAUUAUUAACUACGAAGCUGAACAAGCACCACAAAGGAUGCAUUAAAAUUUUAGUUUAGUCUAAGUUGUGUACAGAGACUGUCAAAAAUCCCCUGCAAAACCAAAAUGAAGAAAAAGUUACUCGCAAAAGUUUUAGCUAAAUUUAAAUAAGCAAGAACAUAAAAUGGUAAUAAAUUGCCAUUUAAAAUACAAUUUCACUUAAAACCAAUUAAACCCAAUUUUAAAUCUCCAUUUUAUAACAUUCACAAGAUGAAAAACGAAAUAUUACAUUUUAAAGUUUAAGCAUUUCCAAUCACGUUUACUCAUUUUUUAAUACAUUUCAAUCCCGAUCACUCACAAAACACAAAUGCAACGAUGUUGGACAAGCAGAAAAAGUGACAGAAUACCGAUAAAUAUUGAUAAAAUACUUUAUAAGAUUUUUGUGUUCCUAAAUGCCACUUAUGCAAAUUAAUGUCGAUUUCUAUGUAUACAUAAAUAUAUACAAAAUAUUAUACUGCGGCAGAAAAAAUAUGUGAAAUAUAUUUCUCAUUUGACAAUUUUUGUUCAAUACAGACAUGGCCCAUUAUUUAGUAUGUAAGUGGAAAUUUAUUUUAAAUAAUCGCAAAACUAACUGAACAAGUGAAAGAAGAGAGGCGAAAAAUAGACUCAAUGGAGUUUAAAAAGAAACAAAACAAUAUGAA
Messenger RNA from Drosophila rhopaloa, 7601 nucleotides. It is a transcript of the gene Toll-6, whose product is annotated as toll-like receptor 6. Gene Ontology annotation, biological process: signal transduction. Gene Ontology annotation, molecular function: protein binding. The coding region runs from base 553 to 5100 and encodes 1515 amino acids. The record is from RefSeq and is a predicted model, not a curated record. The transcript has a single exon. NCBI's taxonomy places the organism in Eukaryota, Metazoa, Arthropoda, Insecta, Diptera, Drosophilidae.